This is a messenger RNA of Melopsittacus undulatus (budgerigar), 3834 nucleotides long. It is a transcript of the gene TRIM37, whose product is annotated as tripartite motif containing 37. Gene Ontology annotation, cellular component: peroxisome; aggresome. The coding region runs from base 170 to 3127 and encodes 985 amino acids. Gene Ontology annotation, biological process: negative regulation of centriole replication; protein autoubiquitination. The record is from RefSeq and is a predicted model, not a curated record. Lineage: Eukaryota; Metazoa; Chordata; Aves; Psittaciformes; Psittaculidae. The transcript has 25 exons. Gene Ontology annotation, molecular function: ubiquitin protein ligase binding; ubiquitin protein ligase activity; tumor necrosis factor receptor binding.
UUGGGGUGGGAGGAGCAGCUGAGCUCCUCGGGACCGUUCUCCGGCAGGUACGGGGGUUAGGGUGUAAUCGUGGCCCUGCGGCUCUUGACCAGCCGUGGCUGUUGAGCUCCGUGCCGUGUGGUGAGGAGCGUGCUCGGGGAGGAUCUGUUCCCCCGGCGGUGCCGCGACCAUGGACGAGCAGAGCGUAGAGAGCAUUGCUGAAGUAUUCCGAUGUUUUAUUUGUAUGGAGAAAUUGCGUGAUGCACGCCUGUGUCCUCAUUGCUCCAAGUUGUGCUGUUUCAGUUGUAUUCGGCGUUGGCUGACAGAACAAAGAGCUCAGUGCCCUCAUUGUAGAGCCCCGCUGCAGCUGCGAGAGCUUGUGAACUGUCGUUGGGCAGAAGAGGUCACACAGCAGCUUGAUACCCUUCAACUCUGCAAUCUCACAAAGCAUGAAGAAAAUGAGAAAGACAAGUGUGAAAGUCAUCAUGAAAAACUUAGUGUUUUCUGCUGGACCUGUAAGAAGUGUAUCUGUCACCAGUGUGCGCUUUGGGGAGGAAUGCACGGAGGACAUACUUUUAAGCCACUGGCAGAAAUCUACGAACAACAUGUCACAAAAGUCAAUGAAGAAGUGGUAAAGCUUAGGAGAAGACUCAUGGAAUUGAUCAGUUUGGUUCAAGAAGUGGAGAGGAAUGUAGAUGCAGUGCGUAGUGCGAAGGAUGAACGAGUUCGGGAAAUCAGGAAUGCAGUGGAGAUGAUGAUAGCCCGAUUAGACACUCAGCUGAAGAAUAAGCUUAUAACAUUGAUGGGUCAAAAGACAUCACUUACUCAAGAAACUGAACUUCUGGAAUCCCUCCUUCAAGAAGUAGAACAUCAGUUACGAUCAUGCAGUAAGAGUGAGUUGAUCUCCAAAAGUUCGGAGAUCCUGCUGAUGUUCCAGCAGGUUCAUCGGAAGCCUAUGGCCUCAUUUGUCACCACUCCUGUCCCCCCAGACUUCACAAGUGAAUUGGUUCCAGCCUAUGACUCAACUACAUUUGUCUUGGAAAACUUCAGUACAUUGCGCCAGCGAGCAGAUCCUGUGUACAGUCCACCUCUGCAAGUGUCAGGACUUUGCUGGAGAUUAAAAGUUUAUCCAGAUGGAAAUGGUGUUGUGCGGGGCUACUACCUGUCUGUGUUCUUGGAGCUGUCCGCUGGAUUGCCAGAGACAUCCAAGUAUGAGUACCGUGUAGAAAUGGUUCACCAGUCCACGAAUGAUCCCACCAAAAACAUAAUUCGAGAGUUUGCCUCUGAUUUUGAAGUUGGAGAAUGCUGGGGUUACAACAGAUUCUUUCGUUUGGACUUGCUAGCCAAUGAAGGCUAUUUAAACAGGCAAAAUGACACUGUGAUCCUAAGGUUUCAGGUGCGCUCGCCAACCUUCUUCCAAAAGUGCCGAGAUCAACACUGGUACAUUGCUCAGUUAGAAGCUGCUCAGACAAGUUAUAUCCAACAAAUAAAUAACCUUAAAGAAAGGCUUGCAAUUGAACUUUCCCGGACCCAGAAAUCACGAGGCAUUUCACCUCCAGACACUCAUCUGAGUCCCCAGAAUGAUGAUGGUCCAGAAUCAAGAUCAAAGAAAUCUGGACAAAGUACUGAGGCACUGCUUGAGAAUGUUGCUGCUCCAGGAUUAGUGCGCGAUAGCAAGGAAGAUGAGGAAGAGAAGAUCCAGCAUGAAGACUUUAAUCAUGAGCUCUCUGAUGGUGACUUGGAUAUAGAUCUUGCUGGAGAAGAUGAGGUAAACCACCUUGAUGGCAGCAGCUCUUCAGCUAGUUCAACAGCAACUAGUAACACUGAAGAAAAUGAUAUCGAUGAAGAGACUAUGUCUGGAGAAAAUGAUGUGGAAUAUAGCAGUAAUAUGGAGUUGGAAGAAGGUGAUCUCAUGGAGGAUGCAGCGGCUGCUGCUACUCCUGGAGCAUCAGGUACUAGCCACAGCUACAUCAGUGCAAGUGGAAGACCUUCAAGGCGGGGAGGAAGUGCCCUAGGCUCAACAGCCAGUAGCAGUUUACUAGAUAUAGAUCCCUUAAUUUUAAUCCACUUGCUGGAUCUAAAAGACAGAAAUGGAAUGGAAAACCUCUGGGGCCUUCAGCCACGUCCACCUCCCUCUCUUCUGCAGAAUAGAGCAUCAUCCUAUUCUCUAAAAGAUCGAGACCAGCGGAGACACCAGGCUAUGUGGCGUGUGCCCCCUGACUUGAAGAUGCUGAAAAGGCUCAAAACACAGAUGGCUGAAGUUCGAAGCAAAAUGUCUGAUGUGAAAAACCAGCUGUCAGAAGUGAGAAGCAGCAACCCUGGCUCAUGUGAUGGACAGCCCACCUUCUUCUCCAUUGAGCAAGGCGCUUUAGCUGCCUGUGGAACGGAAAGCUGUAGCAAGCUGCAAGAAAUAGGAAUGGAGCUACUGACAAAGUCUUCAGUUACCAGUUGUUACAUAAGGAAUUCUGCAAGUAAGAAAAGUAACUCACCCAAAACUGUUCGCUCUGGAGCAGCAGGUAGCCUCUCUUUACGGAGAGCUAUGGACUGUGUGGACAGCAAUCUUCGCUUAAAGGGAGACACUCAAACUUCUGAAGGUGGCGUAGGGAGCUCCAAGUUGAGUGGUCGGCACCAUUCUGCCAGGACCCUGGCUAACAGCAGUGUCCCCGAGUCACUGCCAAAGACGGAGGACAGGCCUUGUGAUGGUUCAGAUUCUGAUAUGGGAGUUUCUGGCUUAAAUGGCUUAGCUGCUGUAGAGAAGACAAGGAAAGUUGGUGCUCUAGGGUCAACUUCUAAAGGAUGUCGUACAGAAGGAGCCCAGUCAGGUGGUCUGGAGAGCAGCUCUGACACGGGUGACCUACAGGCUGUCCUUUCUGAGGGGGCUUCUGCAGGGCCAGAAGAAGCUGGCAUAUGUCAGAAGCAUGUCCUUCAUCUCCUACCAGGAAUGAGCAGCGACAGCGACAUUGAAUGUGACACAGAAAACGAAGAGCAGGAAGAUGGUGCCUCUGCCUCAGUGGGGUUUAACCAGGCCUUCCCGGUCCAGUCCUCCAGCGAAGUUUCAGCCUCAGAGCGGUGCACAGCAUUCCCAGAGGGUGACCAAGCUGGUCCUGAUGAUCUCAGCUUUGCUACUGGAGAAGACAGCACCAGGUAGAGAACACAUUCAGGGCCUGAAGACCUGUGGCUCAUGUCCUUGGGAAGAGAGGCGUUUAUUCGCUGGAGCUUAGCCCAAGGCUGUUAUUCGUGGCUGUGAGCACACUACGUUCUGUCCAGCACUCUCAUAUGGUUCUUCUACAGUUGUCUUAAGCCAGUUACUGGGGUGAAGUGACCUUUGGAGGUCUUACACUAAUGUCUGCAUUCCUGCUGGCUCUGUCAGCUCACAUGCUCUUAAGAAGUGCCCCAGAGGUGCUGAAGCCCCAUUUCAGGCUGCUGCUGUCCUGUUGCAUCCCUGGGCUAACCGUGAGUAUGUGACUGUCACAGAAUCACAGAAACCCAAGGGUUGGAAGGGACCUUGAACGGUGUGAGCGGGUUGUGCAAGGCUGCUGAAGCUGGCAGAUGGGAUGGAUGGAGUUGGGGUGAAGCAGCUGCUGUUUUCCUCAGUCAUGACAUGGACCAACUGAACCCACCACCACCCUCUGCCACUGCGUGUUGCGUUCUGAGCUGCUAAACUACAUGUGACACUAUGGUGCAAGCCAAAUGCCUGGUCAGUGACAAAGCAUGAGUAACUGUCACCGUUCUUGUCCGUGUCUCUGCUGGCUGUACCAGUGUUCCUGUCUGUGAGUGUUCCACAGUGUAAGUGCUGUACAACUCCUAGUUUAAAACUGUUUGCACUUUGUUAAUAAAAUGAAUGUUGAAAUCUGA